Molecule: messenger RNA, 795 nt
Organism: Pteronotus mesoamericanus
Lineage: Eukaryota; Metazoa; Chordata; Mammalia; Chiroptera; Mormoopidae
Gene: RSPO1
Product: R-spondin 1
Exons: 5
Coding region: 4-795 (263 amino acids)
Source: RefSeq, a predicted model, not a curated record
ACUAUGCGGCUUGGGCUGUGUGUGGUGGCCCUGGUUCUGAGCUGGAUGCAUCUCACUGCUGGCAGCCGGGGGAUCAAGGGGAAGAGGCAGAGGCGGAUCAGCGCUGAAGGGAGCCAGGCCUGUGCCAAAGGCUGUGAGCUCUGCUCUGAGGUCAACGGCUGCCUCAAGUGCUCGCCCAAGCUGUUCAUCCUGCUGGAGAGGAACGACAUCCGCCAGGUGGGCGUCUGCUUGCCGUCCUGCCCUCCCGGAUACUUCGAUGCCCGCAACCCUGACAUGAACAAGUGCAUCAAAUGCAAGAUUGAGCACUGCGAGGCCUGUUUCAGCCACAACUUCUGCACCAAGUGUAAAGAGACUUUGUACCUGCACAAGGGCCGCUGCUACCCGACCUGUCCCGAGGGCUCUGCAGCGACCAACGGCACCAUGGAGUGCAGCAGUCCUGCUCAAUGCGAAAUGACUGAGUGGUCCCCGUGGGGGCCGUGCUCCAAGAAGAAGAAGCUCUGUGGUUUCCGGAGGGGCUCUGAGGAGCGGACGCGAAGGGUGCUCCAUGCCCCUGGGGGGGACCACGCCACCUGUUCCAACACCAAAGAGAUCCGGAGGUGCACAGUGCAGAGGACGCCCUGUCCUGAGGGGCAGAAGAGGAGGAAGGGAGGCCAGGGCCGGCGGGAGAAGGCCAACAGGAACGCCAGCAGGAAGGAGAGCAAGGAGGCGGGCACCGGCUCCCGGAGACGCAAGGGCCAGCAGCAGCAGCAGCCACAAGGGACAACGGGGCCGCUCACAUCUGCAGGGCCCACCUAG